AUGGGAAAAGCAAAGAAAACAAAAGGACAUCCAUUCUCCAGUCAUUAUGAUAAAAUUAUCUUGGAGAAUAUAAAAAAAUUGGGAAAUCAUAAAGACCGCUAUUUGAUGAUUAGUAAAUUGCCCGGAUUGUAUUUAAAGUUUACUUCAAAGCAAAUAAGACAAAGGUACACGAAUAUACUCGACCCAGCUCUUUGUCACGACCCGCUUGGUUAUGAUGAAAGAAUGUAUAUCAUCCAGGAAAUAAGACUAAAUAAUAAUGUUAGUUGGAAAAAAUUAACUCUUAAGAUGAAUGGUCAAUUCAGUAAAUUACGUUCCGAAAAUAAAAUAAAAAAUUUUUGGACUUCUACCAAAAAAUCGCUUCUUUCUAGAAGGGAUAUUCAUCCAGAAGCAAGUUCGUUGGAUAUCUUAGUUGAAGAAGCGUUAAGAUAUGAUUUUUUUAAGACAGAUUAA
This is a messenger RNA of Rhizophagus irregularis DAOM 181602=DAOM 197198, 450 nucleotides long. RefSeq lists its product as uncharacterized. The record is from RefSeq and is a predicted model, not a curated record. NCBI's taxonomy places the organism in Eukaryota, Fungi, Glomeromycota, Glomeromycetes, Glomerales, Glomeraceae.